Xyrauchen texanus (razorback sucker) is the source of this 3346-nucleotide messenger RNA. It is a transcript of the gene insyn2b, whose product is annotated as INSYN2B protein. Lineage: Eukaryota; Metazoa; Chordata; Actinopteri; Cypriniformes; Catostomidae. Bases 1 to 1656 code for a protein of 551 amino acids. The transcript is spliced from 3 exons. Gene Ontology annotation, cellular component: postsynaptic density. Gene Ontology annotation, biological process: inhibitory postsynaptic potential. The record is from RefSeq and is a predicted model, not a curated record.
AUGGGCCGACGGGCAGCCGACGUGUCCAAUGCAAUGCCAGCCCUGGAGGUGCCUCUAGCGGGUGGGCGGGCCAUGCUCUCUCGGAAAUGGGGUCCUUUGUGCAGCGUUGGCGUGCAAACGUCACCGGGACUUCGCUCGCUGCCAUCGUUAAAGAGGAAGACACAAACAGUCAGCACGUCCAAUGGACCAGCAGUGGAAACCAUGUCUUUGGACCGGGUGAGGCGUUGUGACGUCAGCAGCAGGCAAGUCGUCAAGCCCACAUCCAAUAACGGCAGUAACCAUGUCGCGCAAGAUCAGACGUCACAAGACAGCGAGUUGUACUGUCAAAUCAAAGUCAACCCCAACCAAUCAGAGCUUCGAGGGAGUUUAAAACGAACCCCUCGGUAUGCUAAUGGCAGCAUCGUUGCACCUGAGGUGGUGGGCGGGGUUUGUAGCGAGGGGGCGGAGUCUGAUGAAGCUAGAUGCCAGAGUCAACAAAUCACGCAGGAUUGUAGACGUGGUCAGUCGCUGAAAGGAGAGGGGUCUCGGCCGGUCACGCACUGCCCUUACGCCACGCCCCCUCGCCCAUGUCGUAUGAUGACAUCAUCACCCAGAUUGUGCGGCAACUGUGGGCGGAGACAGUCUCAAGCCCCACCCUGCAUGGCGCCUGCUUGUCGAAAACGAGCAGCGAGUCAGGUUCAAGUGAGCACGAUGAUUCCAAUGCCGCUGCGGAAAAGCUGUACGGGACGAAUGCCAAAACUAAAUUCCACCGUGACGCAACCGACUUACGCGCAAAUACCCAACACACACAAUCAGCAAACGCAAAGUGCGACCCAGUACAACUCCCUACCCUCGCGAUCAAGCAAAAAAGACAUGCAGACCAAAACCUCUGAUGAACCAAAAACAUGCCAAAACGACUCAAGUACACAGCAGACACACAAAACGCAACACACACAAACAACCAAAACACAACCUACAUCCCAGGACGCAACCACAGAAACAAGCAAACCUCAAACAUCAUCAGUGUCGCCCGUGUCCGCCACAUCUAAACCAACGCCCCCUUUGCUUUCCAUUGGCUCGGACUUACAAGCAACACCCACUCUUCCACCCAAGAAUGCCUCCCAUUCAAAACAAAUACAGGUCAAAUCCAAACCUGUGCCUCCUGAGCUUCUGAUUGGCUCAAAGAUGAAGCCAAAACCCCAAACCCCGCCCACUGACCCAGAACCAACAACUGAGACAAACACAGACCCCAAGCCCCGCCCUAAAGAUGCCCAUCCGCCGCAAACAGUCGAGAUCCCGAAAUGCAACGGGGCACCAGGUGUUCUACACGGCCUGCUGCAGAAUGUAGAAGAGAAUCUGCAGUAUAACCAGGAGAAGAUCAAAGUCCUGCUCAAUGUCAUCCAGGAUCUGGAAAGGAACAAGGCCAUGAGCGAAGGGCGUUGUUCGUACAGAACCGGUCAGGACAUCAACAACUGCUCAACCUGCCAGAAAACAGCCUGUAUCAUCUACAGCGUGGAGCAUGACUUCCGUGUACAGGAGGGGCGCUUCCAAAGCAUUCUUGAGGCCUUGGAGGCGGAGUAUGAUGUCCCGCCCCCCAACCCAAAGCCAGCCCCCAUACAACCUCGAACAAAGAGCCGCGUCAAGAAACUGAGAAAGAAGUGUUUCUGGUGGCUGUAGCACCUAAAAGCAUAAAAAAACCCUCUUUGGAGAUACUGUAUACCACAGCAGGGGUUACCAGAGACACAUACCUAAACAUUUGCAAUGGAAAAAUGGAAAAAGAACAAUGUUCACCAGCAUCACUAUUGUCAUGGAAAAACUUGUGGACGUAUGGAUAAAAUACAGACCAGAUUCCAAAAACUCCUGAAAACUUGAGGAUAGCUUACUAUAAAGUCCAAGGAGACCCACUAGUCAAUAAAUGCCCUUCAUAGGGUCUGACAGAGCUGGAAUGCAGUCGAUAUCCCUCUUUACGAUGACAGACAGCGUGUUAGCAUAAUGUAGACCCGCUGUCUCAACCCGAGACAUCUCAUUGCACCAGUGUGACCUCUAUGUGUGGAUGGCUUGCGUGAACGUCUAAUGCUCUGUUUCAAAACCUAGUGAGCUGUUGAAAUUUAGGAAGGAUACAUAUGAUGUAUUACACAUGUUGGCUGCAGGGAGCAAAUCAAUAAUAAAAAUACUGUAUGCUUGAUCUUGAGUUGCUUAAAUAAUAAUAAAUAAAUACUUUGCCAUACUUUUGACCAGGGCUGGACUGGUAAGCUGGCAUACCGGCCAUUUUCCCGGGGUGCCGACGCACUUUUGGGCCAAUCAGGGGCGGAAUGGCCAUAGGGACAACCGAGCGGGACGGUAGUUCGGCUGCAAAACGUGCCGAAUGGGCCGCGAUAAGCAACAAUGAGUCACCGCGUUUUGCAGAACGGACCACAAAACGGCACCACAAUACACCCCCCCAUCCAACAACAUUUGGCGAACACCCCCCACAGUUGGGCCAGUUGCCAUUAAAAAUCCUGGGCCGAUUUCUCUUCCCAGUCCAGCCCUGCUUUCGACAUUCCAUGCUGAAAAAAAAUCCUCAAAUUAAUAAAUAACUCUACAGCGCUUGGCGAACACUAAAUAGGUCGUUUUAAAGACUUUACGAUGCAUAUAGGCACAUUUUCGCCUAUGGGUGUAGGUUCGACGCUGACGUAUAAAUCGGCCUUUAGAAGACAGCUGCCUAUGUAGGCAGUAAAGAGAAAAGCAGCUCACUGGGUCGUGAAACAGCGCCUACAUGUAUCAAAAGUUGAAGUUGAAGUUCAGUUAUGCUGGAACAGAAUUAUGGAAAGGCCACGUCCACUCUUAUACAUUGACAACGCAAUGUGUCAUCCAUAAACUCCACUGAAAACGAAGCAUUCAAUUGCAGCGAUAACAUAAGGAAACUGAUAACUGAGUUUGUGUGGAUUCGGCUGUAGUGCGACUAAGGGGGCCGUUCACACAAGAUGCGUUCUUGCGCACGUCUGCUCUAUUUUCGUAAUCAUUUUCCUAUGUAAACACGCUAUACGGGUAGGUUUGACCUUUGCGAUGCACCACGCUAUUAUUUACCGUUUUGUGCCAUGAGCACUGUGUUUGCAAUAUGUAGUUAACAGAAGUUCAACUUUUCAAGACCCCAGCAUUCUGUUCUGUCCCAAAUCAACACUAACAUGAACUUAUAUAUUCAACUUUUGUUGCGCACAUUGGAAUUCGCUUAUGGUCAUUCCGAAAUGAGCCGAACGCACCAUUAAUGUAACAUGAAUGCCACUGCAAAUUUACACACACACACACACACACACACACUCUCACGCACACACACACACUCACACACACAUUCACACAAACACACACACUCACACACUCACUCACUCAC